GAUGGAUGUGUUGGAAGGUUCUGGAUCUGGUUGGUGUGUAAACUGUGGAAACUUGUCUGAUUGGGAAGACUGGGAAGUCCAGUCGCUCUUUAACCACACAGAGCUGGUGGUCAUCACAACGCUGUGCGUUCCGCUGCUGCUGCUCGGCCUGCUGGGAAACGCGCUGACGAUUCUGGUGGUGUGGCUCCGCCCACAAAUGAGAAGCACCACCUACCUGUACCUGAGCAGUAUGGCCGUGUCUGAUGUUCUCAUUUUGGUGUUGAUGCCUCUGGAUCUGUAUAAGCUGUGGCACUAUCGUCCGUGGCUGCUGGGAGAUGCGGUGUGUAAACUCUCGGUGUUCGUUGGAGAAUGUUGCACCUUCUCGUCCAUCCUGCACAUGACCGCGCUGGGGGCGGAGCGAUACCUGGCCGUUUGCUUUCCUCUCCGUGCGCGCUUGCUCGUCACCAGGGGGCGUGUCCGCAUGCUGAUCGCUGGACUGUGGGGCGUGGCCAUGCUUAGCGCAGGACCCGUGUUGGCGCUGGUGGGGGUGGAGCGUUUAGAAGACGGAGUCAGCGAAUGUCGCUGCACACAGUACGCCCAGACGUCCGGCCUUCUGAAAGCCAUGCUGUGGCUCUCUAAUCUCUAUUUCAUCUGUCCUCUCACCGUUCUGACCCUCCUCUACGGUCUGAUCGCUCGCCGCCUGCACAUGCGUGCGCAUGUCCACCGUGACAAAACGCACCGCCAGACUCUGCGCAUGAUGGUGGUUAUCGUGCUGGUUUUCAUCUUGUGUUGGCUGCCGUUUCAUGUGAGUCGUACGCUGUUUUCAGUGUCGGACUCCAGUGAUAAACUCUAUUAUAUCAGUCAGUAUUUUAAUCUGGUAUCUUUGGUGUUGUUUUAUGUGAGUGCUGCUGUGAAUCCACUGCUGUAUAACAUCAUGUCCGCCCGCUACCGUGCCAGUGUCCUCGCCCUGCUGCAGUUAACGGUGGGCUCCACGGAUGAGCUGCACCACCGGGCCAGAAACUCUCCGCUCACAGCCUCUCACUCCAGUACACACUUCUGACCCUGAAACACCAUCCACCUUCAUUUCGUUUCUUUCUGACAUGAGCCAGGUGUAUUGGCAACAGGUCUCAGGUCAGCUUCACUGACCAGUGAAGAACAUGAAGAUGGCCUAAGAGCUGAAGUGUUUAUAGUUACCCGACUAACACAAGCAAACUCUUUCUGUCCUAUCGAUAUGGAAGUGCACGAUAUGUAGCUGUAGGCUUUCCAUGGGUUGGCAUUCUGUUUUAUACAUCUGCAUUUGUAUACCCGACAUAUACAUAUCCAGCAGCGCUACAGUGCAUCAUGGAGUCCUUUGGUCAAUUUUAUUUAUUUUAUUUGAUGGGCUUUUUUUGUUGGAUAUUAAAUAAAGGUUUUUCUCUGUGUCAUU
Molecule: messenger RNA, 1405 nt
Organism: Paramisgurnus dabryanus
Lineage: Eukaryota; Metazoa; Chordata; Actinopteri; Cypriniformes; Cobitidae
Product: growth hormone secretagogue receptor type 1
Biological process (GO): G protein-coupled receptor signaling pathway; hormone-mediated signaling pathway
Cellular component (GO): plasma membrane
Molecular function (GO): growth hormone secretagogue receptor activity
Source: RefSeq, a predicted model, not a curated record